AUGCUUUAUGUUGGACUUGUAUUUGCCACCAAAGCAGAUAAGAUUGUUGGGUCUCUUGGUUAUGAGAAUUCUUUUCAUGGGAGAUUUGGUUUCUCUGGAAUAACUCCUCCGAAAUUGAAAUCCUCCAUAUCUCCAAUCAAUGUAUUCAUGGAAAAAUUUAUAGAGAAGAAUGCUACUAGGUGGAGUUUCUUCACUACCGUAUAUGCGAGCCCCAACAUCACUAUAAAGAAACAACUUUGGGACCAACUUUCGAGCUUCAAUCCAGGAAAAAUGAAGCCUGGAUCAUUGGUGGAGAUUUUAACUGCAUUCUCAAGAAUGAUGAUAUACAUUGGGGGUAGCGAACAGAACAGAGGGAGCAACAGUCUUUUCAACAACUUUAAUUUCGACAACUGCCUCUUAGAACUAAACUAUGUUGGUCAAAAAUUCACCUGGAGGAGAGGGAAUCUUUGGCAACGUAUGGAUCAAGCUUUCAUAAACGAGGAAUGGAGCAACCGACUCCUAGACACUAGAGAAAUACAUAUGGAUCGCAUUGGCUCUGACCAUAGUCCACUUCUAAUUCAAUCGACCAAAGAAUCGGGGUUAAGGAAGACCUUUUCGGAUGCUGGCAGCCUGACUCGACCACCCAAAAUUUGA
This is a messenger RNA of Hibiscus syriacus, 633 nucleotides long. RefSeq lists its product as uncharacterized. The record is from RefSeq and is a predicted model, not a curated record. NCBI's taxonomy places the organism in Eukaryota, Viridiplantae, Streptophyta, Magnoliopsida, Malvales, Malvaceae. The transcript has a single exon. Bases 1 to 633 code for a protein of 210 amino acids.